AUGGAGUCCCCAAGGUCCCCGCCUCCACCAAAACCGUUCACCGCACUCGAACACUCUACUGAUGCGAAAUUUCACCUUCUUCUCGCAUGCACCGGUUCUGUCGCAACUAUAAAGCUUCCACUUAUCGCCUCUACCCUCUCCGAACGGUACGGCAACACCCUCAGCAUUCAUGUCAUCCUCACAUCAUCAGCUGCCAAAUUCCUACAAAACCCAUUCAAUAUCGAGGGUGUACAUAGGGUUUGGACUGACGAUGAUGAAUGGAGCUUCCCCCAUAACAAGAGCGGAACAUGGGAGCGCGGCGAUCCAGUGCUGCAUAUUGAGCUGAGAAGAUGGGCGGAUAUGAUGGUUAUUGCGCCGCUGUCUGCGAAUAGUAUGGCGAAGGUUGUGGGGGGAUUAUGCGAUAACUUACUUUUGAGUGUAGCGAGGGCUUGGGAUACGACUGUGCAGCCGGGCUCAGCUGGAAAAAAGAUCAUUGUAGCACCAGCAAUGAAUACAGCGAUGUGGAAUCAUCCGGUUACGGCACAACACAUUGCGACUUUGGAGAAAUGGGAGUGGAUGGAGGUUUUGAGGCCAGUGGAGAAAACACUGGCCUGCGGAGACAUUGGUUCAGGGGCCAUGAGGGAAUGGCAAGAUAUCGUUGCCUUGGUGGAGGAAAAUUCUGGGUUGAGUUUGUCGUCCUAG
Messenger RNA from Morchella importuna, 681 nucleotides. RefSeq lists its product as uncharacterized. Gene Ontology annotation, biological process: coenzyme A biosynthetic process. Gene Ontology annotation, molecular function: phosphopantothenoylcysteine decarboxylase activity; FMN binding. Lineage: Eukaryota; Fungi; Ascomycota; Pezizomycetes; Pezizales; Morchellaceae. Bases 1 to 681 code for a protein of 226 amino acids. Gene Ontology annotation, cellular component: phosphopantothenoylcysteine decarboxylase complex. The transcript has a single exon. The record is from RefSeq and is a predicted model, not a curated record.